AUGGAGCAAAGACAGUCCCCCCUCGAAACCCCAACCUCCAACUUCCCCACCAACCCCUCAGAAUUCGAUUCCGACGACCGCAUCUCCUUCUCCAAGCUCGACGCCAAAUUCCUCCUCGUGCAAGACGACGGCACCGAAUACGAAUUCGACGAUGCUAUCCACCGCUGGAUCCCCGUGCUCGACGAAGCCCUGGCAGAAGAACAGCAGAAAGCCUACCGCGUCUCCGGCGUCGACGAGAACGAACCCGUGGAAGCCAUGAAGAAAAAACGCAAGAAGGAAUACGUCAAUGGCGAAGAAGACGAAGGCGGGCGCGCAGUCAAAAACCCCAAGAAAGCGAAAGCGAAAACUCCCCUGCCGCCGCGCGCAAAUACGGCGAUUUACGUUACGGGCCUGCCGCUAGAUGUCAGCAUAGAGGAAGUGCGGGAUGUGUUUUCCCGGAAAUGCGGUGUCAUUGCAGAGGAAAUCGAUAGUGGGAAACCGCGGAUAAAACUCUAUACGAACGAGCAAGGGGAGUUCAAGGGCGAUGCGCUGGUAGUGUUCUUCAAGGCGCCGUCGGUGGAUAUGGCGAUUAUGCUACUGGACGACACGGAAUUCCGGAUGGGCGAAGGAGAGAAAAUGAGAGUCCAGGCCGCGGAAUCGAGUUAUAAAAAAGUGCAGCAUAACGACGUAGGACAUGCGCAGACCGAGAAGGCGAAGACUAGUAUGAGGGAUAAGCAGAAGAUCAUCAAGAAAACGCAGAAGCUUGAUGCGCGCCUCGCGGAUUGGAGUGAUGACGAGGUAUCGAGUAUUGUAGAAACCAGCUCACGAUGGGAUAAAGUAGUUAUUCUGAAGCACAUGUUCACGCUCGAGGAAUUAGCUGAGGACUCAGCCGCCAUACUGGACAUCAAGGAAGAUAUACGUGAGGAGUGCAGCAAACUUGGGGAAGUCACGAAUGUCGUUCUAUUUGAUUUAGAAAAAGACGGCAUUGCGAGCGUCAGGUUUACCAAUGGAGAGGCAGCGAAAGCGUGCGUGGGCGUUAUGAACGGCAGGAAAUUUGCGGGCCAGGAGGUUGAGGCGUAUAUUUCGGAUGGGAAGGAGCAAUUUAAGAAGUCGAAGAAGAAAGAUGAUGAUAACGAGGGCGACGGGAAGUCUCCCGAGGAAUCAUGA
Molecule: messenger RNA, 1146 nt
Organism: Lachnellula hyalina
Lineage: Eukaryota; Fungi; Ascomycota; Leotiomycetes; Helotiales; Lachnaceae
Gene: uap2
Product: Splicing factor U2AF-associated protein
Exons: 1
Coding region: 1-1146 (381 amino acids)
Biological process (GO): mRNA splicing, via spliceosome
Cellular component (GO): U2 snRNP; U2-type spliceosomal complex
Molecular function (GO): RNA binding
Source: RefSeq, a predicted model, not a curated record